Messenger RNA from Paecilomyces variotii, 1128 nucleotides. RefSeq lists its product as hypothetical. The transcript has a single exon. NCBI's taxonomy places the organism in Eukaryota, Fungi, Ascomycota, Eurotiomycetes, Eurotiales, Thermoascaceae. The record is from RefSeq and is a predicted model, not a curated record. Bases 1 to 1128 code for a protein of 375 amino acids.
AUGCGUCACUUCGACGCCUGGCUCCUUCGAGACCCUUACUCGAUCUUUCAUUACUAUUCCACCGGCCGAAGAUGGCAGGAGACCAUCCGGGACAUGAUCCAGGAACGCAAGAUCUGUGCUCCGCAGGUGGAUGUUGCGGCGGCCAGAAAUGCGGUCCCCGUAGACCCCUUUCGCCGGGAGAUGUCCUCGCAGCCGGACUCGAUGUUCCUGCAGAAGCUUCCCCCCGAGGUUCGUCUGCUCAUCUACGAAUAUGUCUUUGGGGAUCAAGCCGUCCAUCUGGUGCAGGUCAAGGACAAGGUCCGCCAUGUUCGCUGCAACCACGUCUCGUCCUCCAUCCAGAGCAACCGCCAGUGCUGCCCGCUCACUCCAGCUAGAUGGCGCGUUAACGAUGGCCGCAUGGCAGGUCACAGCGAUCGUAAGCUCUAUCCGCACACGCAUACGAUGCUGCCAGGGAACCUGAGCAACUCAGGUGUCUCGUUGCUCCGGACGUGUCGUGCCAUCUACGCGGAGGCGGCAGACAUCCUUUAUUCGCAAGUGGAGUUCGAUGUUGAUGACCUUCACACCUUCAUUGCCUUCACCUUGAGUGUCUGCCCCGAUCGACUGCGUUGCAUUAAGCGUCUGACCGUUCAAUGGAUGCCCAUCUGGCAGCCCAUGUCGGGCGAGGAGCACAAGUCAUCGAUCUACUCGCAUACGCACAACGACCGACUGUGGGUUGCUUUCUGGACUCGAGUAAUUGCCCUUCCUAAUCUGGAAGAACUUAAUUUGAGCUUGGAUAUUGGCCGGUUUAGCAGCACCCCGGUUGGAGGUGUCAUCAUCGGCGGCAAGCGGAUUCGACUUGCGGUUGACGAACCCUGGGUUUCACCGAUGCUCUUAGUCCGUGGAUUGCGCUCCUUUGACCUGUGUAUCACGGCGAAAUGCGAUCUAUCUGCAAAGAUCUUGAUGGAGGAAGACAUCAAGAGGGAUGCUGUGCAGCUCCAGGACCAGCUGCGGUCGGUUAUGUGCUCGCCCCCUGGCCAGCUUCCACCGAUCACCGGAAUCAAAUUCGAAAAGCCGUGUGCGACGGAGAAGCAUGGAAGAGAGGAGCAGCAGAUGUACAAGAGACCCCGUCUUGCGAUCACUCCAGCUUAA